Polyodon spathula (Mississippi paddlefish) is the source of this 2707-nucleotide messenger RNA. RefSeq names its product TLR4 interactor with leucine-rich repeats (gene tril). Gene Ontology annotation, molecular function: protein binding. The coding region runs from base 250 to 2544 and encodes 764 amino acids. The record is from RefSeq and is a predicted model, not a curated record. The transcript has a single exon. Lineage: Eukaryota; Metazoa; Chordata; Actinopteri; Acipenseriformes; Polyodontidae. Gene Ontology annotation, cellular component: extracellular matrix.
UGUGGACUUUGGCUUACACAAAGAAGCUAGAUUGCAAAGUGAAUUUAACUUUUUUUUUCAUAUCAUCGUUUAGCACUGCAACACUCUCCACUCCACAGUAACAGAUGACAGGUAUUAAACUGACAGUCUCCUGCGGUUCAAAUGCGAUUGGUGAGAAUGUGAUUAUCUCCAUAUCGUGAAAAAGAAAGAUAACACAGCAUACAAAGGAAUGCAGACAACUUUUGAAGCUAGUUUCUUUUACUUUUGGGAAUGGCAAGCCUUUGGACAAUCUGGUGUAUACUCGUCUCCUUCAUCUGUUCUGCAAAAUCUAUUUGCCCCGAUCGAUGCGACUGCCAGCACUCUCAACACCUACUGUGCACAAACAGGGGGCUGCGGACAAUGCCCAAAGCUACCAUCCAGAAUCCCGAAGAAAUCCUCAUCUACAGCCUCGGAGGUAAUUUUAUUAGUAAUAUCUCUGCUUUUGAUUUCACCCUCUUCAGCCAGUUGAUAAGACUGGACUUGCAGUACAAUCAAAUCCAGUCAAUCCACCCAAAAACGUUUGAAAAACUUUACAGAUUGGAGGAGCUUUAUUUGGGAAAUAACUUGAUACCUAACAUUUCCUCCGGCACUUUAAUUUCUCUGAAGAAGUUAAGAAUUUUAUAUGUUAACAGUAACGAGAUAAAGAGACUAACCGAGGACUCGUUUGCGAACCUGGACAGCCUAAUCAAACUGAGGUUAGAUAGCAACUCGAUAGAAUUCUUGCAGGAUGCACUUUUUAACGGGUUGGCUAAUUUACUUUACCUCCAAUUAGAAUCCAAUAAAAUAAGAUACAUUCAUAAGCACGCCUUUGCAAAUUUGGGAAAACUACGAUUUCUGAAUCUCUCCGGUAACAAGCAAACAACGCUUCGAAAUGUGUUCACUUUUAGUCAACUAAACUCGCUAACCAAUUUGAUACUUUCCGAAAAUGAAAUUUACCAUGUUGGAAAUCGUGUCUUUCAAAACCUUCAAAAGCUCUCUAAACUUUCCCUGAACAAUAAUAAGAUAUCUCACCUGGGUACCGAAGCUUUCAAAGGACUGUCUGGUUUAAAGGAAUUGCUGAUAGGCGGAAAUCUACUCACAGACAUCCCAUUGGGACUGCUUGAUCCACUGGAAAAAAUAGAGGAACUGGACUUUAGUAGUAAUCUAAUCUCUUAUGUCCGCCCUAAUGCAUUUAAAGAGUUAAAAUUUUUAAAAGUUGUAAAGCUGAGCAAUAAUGAACUGACAUCCCUUUCUGGUGAGAUGUUUGCAUUUAACCAUGUUCUUUAUAGCCUGGAUUUAAACAAAAAUAACUGGACCUGUGACUGUAGACUUCGUGGUUUUAAACAAUGGAUCAAUGUAGCACAUGCUCAUGGCAAACUCCUGACAGUAUUUGUCCAGUGCCAUCAUCCUCCUGUUCUGAAAGGGAAGUAUUUGGACUAUUUAAACAGUUCACAGCUGCAGUCAACAGGUAAUGACUCUGAGGCAUGUUUAUUUUCACAGUCAGAGUCAAUACACCGCCUGACCCCCCGUGUUAAAGACAGACAGAAAUCUGCAGAGCAGCAAAACAUACAAGCAGACCAAGGAGGUCCUGGGGAAGCAGACAAAGGGACUGCAGAAAAAACUAAAAGAAAAAAGGAGGCGGUCAACCACAGAGCACGUCAUCCAACAACCACAGGGUCAGCUCCGGUGAAGGAUGCAGCAGCUGCUGGAAUACCUGAAAGGGCAAGGUCAGUUGGAAACUCUGGUGGUAAAAACUUGACCAUUAAGACCACAGAAGGGGGUCCACUGGUUUCCUUUUCCAAACCAACAUCACACCCUGUCCAAGCUAAAGCUGAGAAGUUCCACUUACUUCAGCGAGAUCACAGGAGACUUCCAGUGGUGACAGACCCAUGCGAAUUCAACAGACACUUCAUCCUUAAUAUCACUGCAGAGAAAGUGGAGUCCACGGCAGCCACCAUUCGGUGGAAGGUUUUGGAUCACCAAGGCCCAAAGCAUUCACAAGUACAUUUCAGAAUCCUUUUUGAUAGGUUUGGCCAGCCUGAGAGGUUUCAUCGGUUUAUUUACAUCCGAGACCAGUCAAACUCAGUCACUCUGCAGGAGCUGAAAGAGGACACCACCUACAUGGUUUGCAUUGAGAGUGUAAUUGCAGAGCAGGUGUGCCAGGUUGCCUCCAGGGACCACUGUACAGGGGUGGUGACUGUUCCUGUGGAGAAAAGGGCAGUUGAUUUCCAACUGUUAAUUGUAAUCAUGCUGGGCGUCAACGCUCUGCUUGUGUUUUUGGUGUUGUCAGUGUGGAUAUCAAGGUUACUGAGGAAAAGGCUCAAACGAAGGAAGUCUGCGGUACAUGUCAGACAAAUGUACUCAACAAGGCGGCCCCUGCGCUCCCUGGGCACUGGGGUGUCUUCUGAUUUCACUGGGUUCCAGUCAAAUCGCCCUCGAAAUACAAUGUGUGCCAUUGAUGAGGCAGACCUCAUUGAGUUUCCCUGUGACCGAUUUCUUGACAGCAAUAUCAGAAGAGAAGAGGCAAUGCAAAGAUUCUCUAAUUAGGCUUCAGGACAAAGGCCCUGCUUGUGUCUUUCCUCAGUCCUGUUUGAUGUCUGAAUAACAGUAUUGUUGAUGUACUCCAAAUCAGGCUUCAGUCAAAUAUUUACGUUUGGCUUUUCUAUGUUAUUAGGCCCUAUUCUUAAACCCUUCAGGACUGUUUUUUUUU